CUCCAGACGUCUGGGGAGAGAUUGGUCAAAACAAAUGGCUUCCUCCUCCCUCUUCUGGAGUUCUUGCAUCAUCUCUUCAACCACUUCAUUGAAAGAAAAAGGCAAAUUGGUUGCAGAACCAAUUAUGGACACUUAUUGCUGAGGAGCGCAUGCCGGUCUGACAGCUGAACACUUGAUCUAGCAACACAACUUGAAGUAGUCUAGAGGCUUCAAACAUGGAUUCGUUUAUUUAUUUUGCACCUUGGAGAAUUAUUUAACACAGAAUGUAUUUUUUCAGCAUUUCUCUUUAGACUUUUUCAAUGCAACAAUUGUGUUUGAUUGUCACAUCGCAUGGGACCAUAGAAAAGUUGUUGACCCCCGGAGACACAUGACCUUGACGUCCUGGCUGGCUUGAGAACAGAGCUAGCUGUGUCAGAGGGUGAGCUCACCACACAGCGGGGCGAGUGGGUAACUGGCCGCUCCAUCACCGCAGACGGACAGUACCAACACGGAGUGACACACUCACAAGGCCAGAAGAAGAGGAGAGAAGCAUCCAGGAGGAUCUGUAUCUGGUUUUGUGCUUUCCGUGGGCUGUAAUAAUAAGGCUCUAUGGGCUAGCCGAGGGAUCUGGCCAUGCCUGUUGCUAUUCGUAAGAGAAGCUGGGAGGAUCAUGUGACCCCACGGACAGGAUUACAGUACAGCUAUGAUGACCUAGACUUGGUCUGCUGCCAUGUGCGGUACCAGCGCAGUAGGUGUGCCUCGUUGCCUGAGUGUGGUCAUCACCAGCCUAGGACUUUGGGACUUUGGACUGGAGAUGCUACAAGAACGAUGGAGAGUAUAGUGCAGAAGUUUAAGGGUGGAGCUCAACCUAACUGUGAAGGCGCAAAGUGCAAAUCAUUGAUGCCUGGAGACACAGUCAAUGAGAUAGCACAGCACAAGAGUGACCAAGAUAGCAGACUACCUUUAGACAACAUGGCAGAUCAAGAUGAAUUGAAAUGUUCUGCUUUAGGAAAUUUGCAGGCUCACAAUGGAGAUCCAGAUAAUAAGGAACUAAACAAGGAUAAAGUAUCUGCUUCCCAUAGCCUGAUGCAUUCUGCGCUCCCUACCCCAGUAUUAGCUCAAACAGGAGAAAUGGAUGAAUUAUCAAAUGUCCUGAAGGACAGUCACUCUGUCAAAGUUGACUGUUCUGAACCAACUUAUCCCAAAAGUGAAACUUGCACAGAAAAUACAGAAUCAAUGGUGAAGGUUAGUGUGGGCAGUCAGAUGUUAGUACAUGAGCACAUGAGUGUCACAAGUGAUAUCACAGACAUAAAUAAUAAACUUCCCACCUCUGAUUCACAGCAGAAAUCUGCUGACCCAAACAAUAUUGUGGAAGGACAAUGUUGUGAAACGUCUGAACAGACUAUUUUAACAUGUGGCAAAGUCGAAUGGUCACACACAGAUGAAACUGUGAUCCCAAACUUAUCAUCAUCAACUUCUCGAGAAAUUCAAAUUCCAGGAGCAGGCUCAGAUGCUAAUAAAGCAAGUCUAGAGUGCAAAAAUAAUGUAGUAUCACAAGGUCAAGGCAAUGAAAAUCAGGAAGGUGAUGGCAUUUUUAAAUGUUGUGAUCAUGAGAUGUUAAACGUUGGAAGCCUUAAACCACCUGCUUGUGAAACGUCUCAACCGGAACCAUCUGGAAAAACUGACAUCAUGGAAACAUGGCAUGAUUGCUCAUCAAAACUCCAAACCAUCCAUGAGGUCUCCUUUUCUGAAACUGGAGAUGAUGCUUCAGGUCAGAUAUCAGCAGAGAUGCCAGAACAGCCAACAAGUACAAACCUAAACACCAUCAACUGUGAGAAUUUGAGAACUUUAGAGGACCAAAACAUGAGGGUAAAGGAGGCAACUAGAGUAAAACCUCAACCUGAAGGAAACUAUGAUGAACAUCAGGCAAACCAAUAUACAAAUACAGUCAAAGACCUUGAGAGUGUCCCAAAAGCUGAAGGUUCCCUUGUAAAGCUUCGUACAAGGAAGAGCUCACGGGAAGAGAGGGAAAAGGAAAGGUCAUGUUUGGACUCAAUGGUUCUGUUAAUAAUGAAGUUGGAUCAGCUGGACAAAGAGAUUGAGAAUGCUUUAAGCUCCUCCCUCAAUGGCACUCCCAAUUUAAAGAGGCGGAUCAUCUCGGAAGUGGAUUUAGAAAUGCUGGAUUCAGCGGGAAGUCUUUCAGCCUCAUCGCAGUCUCUAAACACCCCACUUUAUCGCUCUUCGUCAUCAUUGGCAUCAUCAGGAACUUCUGGGGCUAGACCAAAAAAUGAGACCUCUGCUGUACUUUCUGAGAAAGACAGAGAAGAAAUUGAAGCGAAGGAGGCGUGUACAUGGCUGAGGGCUGCAGGUUUUCCACAGUAUGCUCAGCUUUAUGAAGACGGUCAGUUCCCGCUUGAGAUUUCCUCAGUUACCCGAGAUCAUGACUUCUUGGAUCAAGAUGCCAUAGAGGCCUUGUGCAGGAGACUGAACACACUAAACAAGUGUGCUCUUAUGAGAUUAGAGAUCACCCCUCAAAGAAAAAGAAGUGAAGACUCUGAUGAGGAUGAGCCAUGUGCUAUAAGUGGCCGUUGGACUUUCCAGCGGGACAGCAAGCGUUGGUCUCGCCUGGACCAGCUGGACCUGGAUGUAUUCUCCCCUCCAGCCGGAGACAUUGGCUCCUUCACUCCCUUCCUAUCCCCAGAUGAUCGUUUUGCCAGAGGAACCCUUCUAAAGGAAGGAGUUAAUGCUAGUGCAGAGAGCGUCUUAACAGAUCUUAGUGAGCAGCCGGAGGUGGGCUCUCUGCACAGUGCUGGUAGUGGAGGUCGAGGAGGAUCCCUGAGUACCACUGUACCAUCCAGCCCUGCUACAACCAUCUCCAAUGCUAACACAGCCACCACAACCAGGGCAAGCUCAGUUGCUAGUGUUUGCUCCUCUGGAACAUCAGGUGCCAAUGAAGACUCCCUGUCUGAUGGUCUUCCAUCACCGCUGGAAUGCAGCACCUUUGCAUUCGAUGUAAAACCAAGUUUGAUAAGCAGUGGUGCUGAAAAAAGCACACGUUCAAGAGCAAAGAGUUUCUUGAAGCGUAUGGAAAGCUUGCGGUUACGCACCAGUAGCAAUGCAGCCUCCAAGCGUAAAAAGAAGGGUGUAGUUGGGCAAGGUAGGCUGGAGAUCAGUGGGCCUGUGCUGAAAGAGGGUCUUGAUGAAGACAAACUGCGACGCCUUAACUGUGUGGACAUUGCAACUCUGGAUCGCAAUGCAAACCAAAACCGAAGCAUCACCUAUUCGACGCAGAUGAGUAGUGGGAGUGCAGGGAGUAGCCAAUCAGAGGCCAGCAGUGGGAGUGCUGUAAGUACACCCAGUCCGGUCUCAAGAGCACGUAGUCACAGCACAGCAGCAGGGUCUACCAAGAGAGGUGGGAUGUACCUGGAAGGCUUUGACCCAUUUAAUUUUGUUGUGCUGCAACCUUCAGAAGACCAAAAAGGGAAGCAGAAUCACCAGACCCAAAGUAAGAGGAUGGAGCCCAGCUCAACUGCAGAGAACAAUCGACGCAACCGACAGAGUUCAGAUAACAGACGUAUGGAGGAAAAAAAGAGUCGAGAAGAGGAAGGAGGUGUGAUCUUCUUCUAUUUGCCUGAAGGCCACAAGCCUGGCACUUUUCCAAAAGCACUUGCGGAUGGGGGAUCCUUUCGUGGUGGGGACAACAUAAGUCGGCGCCCACCACGGAGGGGCUCUGCUGCCUCACUAGACAGUCGAUUGAGUGUCUAUGAUAACGUUCCUUUCUCAGAAGUAGGAGAUGAUGAGGAUGAAGCAGAAGGAGAAGAGGAGUCAAAACUUGAGGACGUUUUGGAGCGAGUCAGUGGCCUGCAGCGACUGGUCAGUGCCUGGUCAGAAACUGGAAAUGGGGAAGAAGAAGAGGAUGAAGAGGAAGAGGAAGGGGAUUCAGAUUCAGCCCUUGAUUCUGCAUCUCCUUGUCCAUCAUCCCCAUUGCAGAACUGCUUAGAAGAGACAGAGAAUGGCAGUGACCAGGACAGCACUGGAAACCCGUUAGCAGAAAGGGAUGAGACACUCAGCUCACGUGAAAGAUGCGACUCUGGUGUGGGAGCAUCACUUACACGAGCCAACAGACCUCAGAAACUGCGCUGGCCAAGUUUCCAGAGCUCCCACAGGCCAAGUCUGUUGUCAACAGUACUACAAGUUGGAUGUCAGUCAGUUUUGCAGAUGAACCUCCUUCAGAAAUACAGCCUGCUCAAACUUACCGCUCUACUGGAGAGAUACACACCCACCAACAAGCAUGGCUUCAGCUGGGCUGUUCCUAAGUUUAUGAAGAGGAUCAAGGUUCGAGACUAUAAGGACAAGAGUGUUUUUGGCGUUCCACUGCAGGUGAUAGUUCAAAGGACUGGACAACCCCUGCCUCAGAGUAUUCAGCAAGCCAUGCGUUACCUACGGAGCCAAUGCCUCGACCAGGUUGGGCUAUUUAGGAAAUCAGGGGUGAAGUCACGUAUCCAAGCCCUUCGCCAAAUGAAUGAGUCAUGUGGCGCUGGUGGGGGCGGAGUCAACUACGAGGGCCAAUCAGCUUAUGACGUGGCCGACAUGCUAAAGCAGUAUUUCCGAGACCUUCCAGAGCCUCUGCUUACCAGCAAACUCUCUGAUACCUUUCUGCAGAUAUAUCAGUAUGUUCCCAAAGAACAGCGUCUGCAGGCGGUGAGGGCCGCCGUAUUGCUGUUACCGGACGAGAACCGCGAAGCCCUGCAGACUUUGCUGUGCUUCCUGAGUGAUGUAACGGCCAGCGUGGGUGAGAACCAGAUGACCUGCACUAACCUGGCCGUGUGUUUGGCCCCCUCUCUCUUCCACCUCAACACAAUGCGGAGAGAGAGCUCCUCACCCAGGGUCAUGAACAGAAAGAACACUCUGGGAAAACCAGACCAAAGGGACUUGAAUGAGAACCUGGCAGCCACACACGGCUUAGCCCAUAUGAUACAGGAGUGCAGAAAACUCUUCCUGAUCCCCGAGGAAAUGUCACGCUGUAGGAACUCUUACGUGGAGCAGGGCUUGAGUCCCAUGCGGAUGGAGGUGUUGGUGGAAGACUGCGGUUCUUGUAGCUACCAAAGUCUCCUCAAAGACAGUAUUGAUGCCCUGCUUAAAGAAGCCAAGGACAAAUUCAAGGGUUACGACAGCUGCUCAACUCCUGAAAACGCUGAGCUUGCAUAUAAAAAGGUUCAGGAUGGGUCGUCUCUGCGGCAGUGGAAAGUCUGCGUGGACGUGCCUGCGUCAGCUGAGGACAUACUGCAGCAGAUUCUACGGGAGCAGGAACGCUGGGACGAGGAUCUGUUAGAGUGCAGAAUCGUGGAGACACUGGAACAUAACAUGGAAGUCUAUCAGUAUGUCAGGAACUCUAUGCCACCCCAUCCGCCAAGAGACCAUGUGGUGCUCAGGUCGUGGGUGACAGACUUGCCCAAGGGAGUGUGUGCUUUGGUGUGUGUGUCAGUGGAUCACGAGAGUGCAGCGGUUCUGGGUGUUCGUGCUAAUGUUCUGACCUCUCGCUAUUACAUCGAACCCUGCGGACCCAACAAGAGCCGACUCACGCACAUUUCCAGAAUAGACUGCAGGGGUCGUUGCCCUGAAUGGUACAAUAAGCUGUAUGGUCACCUGUGUGCUGCAGAAGUGGUGCGGAUACGAGACUCCUUUACCUGCCUGGACAAAUAAAACACACACAGUUGAUGUUUCAUUUCACCUCUCAACAAAUUCUGAUGUUAGAGAUGAAGAUGAUAAUGAUUUUAAACUCCCUUAACAUAUGAUGAUCUGAGCCCUUAUGUGAUACGGAUGGACCCACUGAAAUCAACAAGCUACAUAGGUCAAAGUGCUUUCCAUUUUGAUGGCCAUCAAAUGACAAGCCUGAAAGACUGGAAACGGGGUUUGUGCUGCUGUGACAUCAUCAUCACUGACGUCACAACGUUUGACCUUGUUACUGAUCAUGUCAUAGGGUGACUACAUAAAACGGGAGGUGUUUUGCUUCUGAGAAGCAAGUAUGAAUGUGUAUUUCUGAAUGACUGUGGAAGUGAGCAUAUGUAUAGUGUGUCUGAUGUGUGUGUGUGUUAUUGACAAAUGAAACAUAUUCCAUGCACUGGCACCCGCUGCAAUAUAGCGUUUCUGUGUGCGUCACUGCUACAUAGUUAUGCAAAUGUCUGCAAAGCUGUGUACAGUGCUUUCAUUAUAUUUAAGAGAAUGGACUGAUGGAUGAAUGGAUGGACAGACAUGUUUGUCUAUAGACAAGAUGGAAGGUGGUGGCUGGCACACCUUUGAAAGGAAGACAGGAAAUGUUUGACAGAGGAAAAAACUGGUGCAUAUAGAUACUUAACCAGUACAGAGGGUUCCAACAGCACCAAAACCAAAGCUGAGACCAAUACAAUGUGGACCAAUUAUACAUAGCAAAGUAAUCCCAGGAUUCAACACAGGACUCCAAAGAAGAACAUAAUACAGUUUACUCACCCUGAGGCCGGUGAUUGGCCGAGAUCGGUGCUGCAACCCAAUAAAAUUCAUUUGAGCUCCAUGGUCUCGGCCAUUUAACAUCUUGAGCCCUGGGCAAAUACUGAAAGGAUAGGAAAAGCUUUUUAUUUUGGGUUGGAUGUUCAGGUUUGAUUAUAGAGGCUACCAAGGCAGCAAUUUUGUUAGAGGAUGGUAGAGAAUGUAUGAGGGGAAGUGAUAUCCGUUUGUUUGUCAGUGUUAACCAGAAAUGAAGUAAAAGUCUAAAAUUGUCUAAAAAGGAUUGCAUUUACACUUAACUAUAGCCAGGCCUGCGGUCACAUCAUCAAAAUAGGAGCGCUGCGAUCACCAAACAGAUUUCUUUCUGAGUCCAGUACUCCUAUCGAGAUGCUUUAUGAUUGUCAGUCCUGGGUUUGAUGUCUCAAUUUAUUGCUACUUACGUGCCUGUCCAUGGCAGUGUAUCAUAAAUGUAUGUAAAUUAAAUAUAUGCUGCCAAACCGAGAAUAACGCAUGACAAUGACAGUUAAUUUAAACCUCUCUGUAUUUAUAUCACUCAUAUCGUGUUUUUGUAUAUCUUAUUUUAUUGUAAAUGUUACACCCUAAGUUACAGAAAGGAGAAAGUUGUUUAUCUUUUUUUAUCAUUAAUGUUAUUUCUGUACAGAUUAAUCGUGGUCAAAAUGCACUAUUAAAUGUAUUAAAACAGCA
Molecule: messenger RNA, 7164 nt
Organism: Cyprinus carpio (common carp)
Lineage: Eukaryota; Metazoa; Chordata; Actinopteri; Cypriniformes; Cyprinidae
Gene: dlc1
Product: DLC1 Rho GTPase activating protein
Biological process (GO): actin cytoskeleton organization; regulation of Rho protein signal transduction; signal transduction
Cellular component (GO): membrane raft; focal adhesion
Molecular function (GO): protein binding; GTPase activator activity; lipid binding
Source: RefSeq, a predicted model, not a curated record